AUGUGUGUGUUUGUGAUUUAUGUCUGUCGUCUCUUUCUCAACCUUCCUCUCUCUCGACCUGUGUGUGUGUGUGUGUGUGUGUGUGUUUUCACUGAAGGCUGUGGGCUGGAGUUCCUGCUGGUUCUCUGUGGGCUUGAGUUUUCCUGGUCCUGCCCCCGUCACUGUAUAUGCUACACUGCACCCAGCACCGUCACCUGCCAAGCCCAUAACUUCCUGUCGGUCCCCGAAGGCAUUCCUCCGGACAGUGAGCGCAUCUUCUUACAGAACAAUAAGAUCCAUCGCUUACUUCGGGGCCAUUUCAGCUCCAACACGGUCACUCUCUGGAUCUACUCCAAUAACAUCACAUACAUUGAGCCGUCCACCUUCCACGGCUUCACGCUGCUCGAGGAGCUGGAUCUGGGAGACAACCGCCACCUGCGCGCCUUGGCUGAAGACACCUUUCACGGGCUGAAUCGCCUCAAUGCGCUUCACCUGUACCGUUGUGGGCUCAGUUCACUACCUAAUAACAUCUUCCAAGGCCUCAGAAACCUGCAGUAUCUCUACUUGCAGGAUAAUCAUCUGAAGUUCCUGCAGGAUGACACAUUUAUGGACCUCCACAACCUGAGCCACCUGUUCCUGCAUGGAAACCGUCUGUGGAGCCUGAACCAGAAUACCUUCAGAGGCCUUCGAGCCUUGGACCGACUGCUUCUGCACCAAAACCAGAUCGAGUGGGUUGACCGCCUGGCCUUCCAUGACCUGAAACGUCUCACCACCCUCUACCUGUUCAACAACACCCUGAUACAGCUGUCCGGACAGUGCCUGGACACACUGCCGGCAUUGGAGUACCUGCGCCUCAAUGAUAAUCCCUGGUCGUGUGACUGCAAGGCCCUGUCGCUAUGGGAAUGGCUGAAGCGUUUCCGAGGUUCGACAUCUUCAGUGAGUUGCCAGGCGCCGGCCGAUCUGGUUGGGAAAGACCUCAAGGACCUGCGCAAGGAGGACUUCCCCAACUGUUCACCCACUGUACCUAAUUCUGAGUCCAGAGCCCAGACUAACAAUUUAUCUGGCACGGUGAAUCCGUCUUUGAAUCGUGGUGUAGUGGUGGGCUCUGGAGGGCAGACCCACAUAGUGCACCCCUCGAGGCCUGGCCGUUCUCGGAACUGCACAAAGCCUCGUAACAGGGUGAGCAAAGGGAAGGGUGACAAUGAGGUUCACCACUCAAAGGAGGUCAUGGCAGAAAAGGAGGAUUCCUCCCCGGAUUUCACAGACGGGGGCAAACAUGACCACACAUCCCCAGAUGGCACCAUCACACGGAGGAAGCACAAGUGCACUCCCCGGACCACUGUUCGCCCCCCUAGUGGGGUUCAGCAAGCCAACAAUAGGGCAACCCUAUCCCAGUCAUUACUACAUGCCUGUGCCCUCUUUGUAGCCUUGAUAACGACCAAUAUUGACUUCAUCCUCCGUUGA
Messenger RNA from Perca flavescens (yellow perch), 1443 nucleotides. It is a transcript of the gene rtn4rl1b, whose product is annotated as reticulon 4 receptor-like 1b. Gene Ontology annotation, cellular component: plasma membrane. Bases 1 to 1443 code for a protein of 480 amino acids. Lineage: Eukaryota; Metazoa; Chordata; Actinopteri; Perciformes; Percidae. The record is from RefSeq and is a predicted model, not a curated record. The transcript has 2 exons. Gene Ontology annotation, molecular function: protein binding.